This is a messenger RNA of Gastrolobium bilobum, 628 nucleotides long. RefSeq lists its product as uncharacterized. NCBI's taxonomy places the organism in Eukaryota, Viridiplantae, Streptophyta, Magnoliopsida, Fabales, Fabaceae. The record is from RefSeq and is a predicted model, not a curated record. The coding region runs from base 88 to 429 and encodes 113 amino acids. The transcript has a single exon.
UUAACCUAUUUCAAAAAAAAAAGUAUCAACCUUAACAGCAUCACUGUAGAGAAAGAAAAGAAAAGAAUAGCAGUGAAAACACGAGUCAUGUUCUUCUUCUUUGUGGGAGGGUUAGAGCAACAGGUGCGGCAGGUGGUGAAAUCAGGUGUGGGCAGGUGCAUCAACUGUGGUUCGCGCGCUGAUAUGGUGGAGUACGACAAGGUUCUCAAGCUCUUCUUCGUUCCCGUAUGGCGUUGGCCCGGUAAAGAGCCUCUCUUGUAUUGCGACAAUUGUAAGUUUUUGUUUCCUCGGUCUUACUCCCUGCCGCCCAACGCUGACGCCGGAACGCCUCUGCCGCCGGCGGUCUCUGAUGCCCUGCGCUGCCGCUUCUGCGACCGGGUGGUGGAGUCCGACUUCAGAUUCUGCCCUUUCUGCGGCUCGGAACUAUAGAGAAUUUUCUUGUUGAGGGGGUUUUGAUUGGUGUCGUUAAAAAUAAAUGUAUAUGUUUGUUUCGGAGGGGUUUUUAAAUAAAUAAAAUAAAAUGUGAUCGUUAUGUGAUUAUUUUGGGGGGUUUUGUACCUUGUUUUGUUAUAUAAUGAUAAUGUAUUUUUUAUUUUCUUAUUGAAAUAGAAAAUAGUUUGGGAGCUUA